Trichoderma virens Gv29-8 is the source of this 2361-nucleotide messenger RNA. RefSeq lists its product as uncharacterized. Bases 1 to 2361 code for a protein of 786 amino acids. NCBI's taxonomy places the organism in Eukaryota, Fungi, Ascomycota, Sordariomycetes, Hypocreales, Hypocreaceae. The transcript is spliced from 7 exons. Gene Ontology annotation, biological process: transmembrane transport. The record is from RefSeq and is a predicted model, not a curated record. Gene Ontology annotation, molecular function: oligopeptide transmembrane transporter activity.
AUGACGGCCUCAGUAGCAGACGACACCGUUGUUGUGGAGGGCAGGACCCCUACCCACGGAAUCAGCGAUGAGAAAGUCCCUGCUGGCGAGGUAUACUCUGAGAAGAAGGGUGCCUUGGAUACCGAGAUCAGCAUUGCUCCUCCGUUGGACAACGACGAAUAUGACGAGAAGGACAAUGCUAGUGAUGAUGUUAUCAUCGUCACGGGUGCUGACGCCGCGGCUCACCUGCUGCCACUACGGGAUGAUGGCGAGCCAUCAUUGACGUUUCGAAGCAUGUUCCUGGCUACAUGUCUGUCUGCUUUCCAAGCUGUUAUGAGCCAAAUUUACCAGUUUAAACCAACCGCGGCAACAAUCUCGGGAACCUUCAUCGUCCUCAUCGCUUACUUCAUCGGCAAUGCCUGGGCUGCAUUCCUCCCUCGUGGUGACAAACUGCGGGCUCGAUGGGCAGCCAAGGGUGGCCAGGGAAAACCUCCCCUAUGGAUUACCAUCGCUGCCUUCAUCAACCCUGGACCCUGGAAUCUUAAGGAGCACGCAGUAUGUGCAAUUACAGCUACCUCUGCUUCCAACGCUUCUGCCAGUAUCACCGUCUUCACUGCCCAGGACCUGUUCUACAACUUGCCUUUGAGCGCCUCCACCGUCGUCUUGAGUACCAUCUCAAUUGGACUCUUUGGCUAUGGUAUCUGCGGUGUGUUGCGUCCUAUUGCCGUGUGGCACGUUGAAGCAGUCUACUGGAGUACUCUUCCUACGGUUAAGACCCUCCAGGGACUCCACUGGCAAAACCUCAAAGGUUCCAAGCCUCUCCGAUUCUUUUGGUACAGCUUUGCGGGCAUGUUCGUUUACGAGUUCUUCCCUGCCUAUAUUUUCCCGUUCCUGAACUCUAUCUCUAUCCCGUGCUUGGCCGCCAUGCACGCUACAGGUUCAAAGGCAGCUGUUCUCACCAAUUUGUUCGGUGGUGCUACAAACAACGAAGGACUGGGACUCUUCAGCUUCUCGUUUGAUUGGCAAUACAUCACCUCUUUCAAUACCUCUCUUCCUCUCACACUGCAGGCCCAUGCUGCUGCCGGAUUCAUUGUUUGCUACGCCGUGAUGCUCGCCAUCUACUAUACUAAUUCUUGGAGCGCCAAAUCUCAGCCAUUCAUGUCAACGCAACUUCGAUCUGAGAAUGGUACCAAGUACCCUGUUUCAAAGGUGUUUGUCGGUGGUGUGCUUGAUGAGAGUGCUUUGCAGACGUAUGGUAUUCCUAAACUCACAGGAAGCUUCGCAUAUGCCAUGUUCAUGGCCAACGCUGCUAUUGGUGCCCUGGUUGCUCAUUGUUUCCUGUUCUGGGGUGGAGAUGUCAAGAAGGCAUACCAAAGUGCGAAAAGCGGACGAUAUGACGAUAGACAUCACGCACACAUGGCUGAGCACUACAAGGAGGCACCCUGGUGGUGGUACAUUGCUGUGUUAGUUUUUAGCUUUAUUCUCGGCCUUGUUGUUGUUAUCAAGGAGAACAUUACCCUUCCUGCUUGGGCGUACGUCGUCGCCCUUCUUCUCGGCAUCUUCAUCGCCCCAUUGAGCACAAUUCUCUACUCUCGUUAUGGCAACGGUAUUGCCACCAACAACUUGUCCAAGAUGUUGGCUGGUUUGAUGCUUCCUGGUCGCCCUGUCGGCAACAUGUACUUUGCAGCCUGGUCUCACAACGUUAUUUCCAAUUGCGUCAGCCUGUGCAAUGACCUAAAGAUGGGCGAAUAUCUAAAAAUCCCACCCCGCGUCAUGUUUCUCACGCAAAUCUACGGUACUAUCCUAGGAGGCUUUGUCAACUACGGUGUCAUGAUCUCCAUCGUCAACGGCAAUCGCGAACUUCUUAUUGAUAGCAAUGGCAAUGCUUCCUGGAGCGGCGCAACUAUUCAAUCAUAUAACACCAACGCCACAUCUUGGGCCCUGGCAAAGUAUCUCUACAAGACUGGCGCUGAGUACGAGAUGGUGCCCAUUGGAUUGGCUAUCGGUGCUGGAGCGGUUGUUCUCCACCGUAUCUUCGUUUACUUCGUUCCCAAGAUUCGAAACUUCGAUGUUAACGACAUUAACUUGCCCCAAUUUAUCCAAUACGCCGGCUAUAUCCCAUAUAACCAGUCUCAAACCUGCGUUAUUUGGAGUCAGCUUGUUGCUGGGUUCUUCACCCAGUUCUAUCUCCGAAACUACCGCCCUCGCAUCUUCAAGGAUUAUUCGUACUUGGUCACUGGUGCCUUUGAUGGUGCCAGUCUCACAGUGCUGUUUAUCCUUUCCUUUGCGGUCUUUGGGGCUGGUGGCCCUGCUAAGCCUUUCCCUCAGUGGUGGGGCAACAAUAUCAACGGCAACUAUGACUUCUGCCCUAUACCCGAGUAG